This is a messenger RNA of Phalaenopsis equestris, 894 nucleotides long. Its product is annotated as 21.7 kDa class VI heat shock protein. The record is from RefSeq and is a predicted model, not a curated record. Lineage: Eukaryota; Viridiplantae; Streptophyta; Magnoliopsida; Asparagales; Orchidaceae. The transcript has 3 exons. The coding region runs from base 113 to 811 and encodes 232 amino acids.
UGCCGCAAUACAAAAGCAUGCAAUUUGCGCUCUACUUUCCCAAAAGCAGUCUCCCCACCAUAUAAAGAACAAGAUAGAUCCUCAUAACAGCUGAGUUUAGUCCGCAAUAAUAAUGUCUCAAAAGACGGCAUUAGAAAUCAGAACAGAUGAUGAUGAGAACUCUCAGAAAUGGCUUCUUCCUCUCAAUGAAGAUGUUUUCAUCUCUUAUCUCAGCCAAGCUGGAGAAAUAGCGCAGAAAGUGUUUGGAGAAGGCUCACUAUUCAGCCCACUUCUGUUUGGAAAGUUCUUUGAUCCAGCUGAUGCUUUUCCUUUAUGGGACUUCGAUUCAGAAUUGCUCCUCUCCAGGUUUCACAGAGCCUCAAAGAGCAGUGUUGAUUGGUCUGAAACACAUGAUCAGUAUAUCCUGAGAGCUGAACUUCCAGUGGAAGGAAGGAGUGUAGAAGUGGCAAUAUGUGGAGAUAAGAAAAAUUUGAUAGAAAUCAGUGGAAUCUGGAAGGUCGGAAACCCUACAGUAAGAGAUUGGAAGCUCAGAAAAUGGUGGGAAUAUGGAUUUGUGAGGCGUUUAGAGGUAGCAGAUGAUGCUGAUUGCAGAAAGAUGGAAGCUUGCAUCAACAACGAUGUUACUCUUGAGAUUAUUAUUCCAAAGAGGCCAUCAGCAAACAGAACACUAACACAAUCCCUGCCACCACCGGCCGACCCCCACUGUUUUUCUCUUGAGUCGCUUGCGGUGAAAGACCGGCCGCUGCCUCAGAGGACUGCGCAGGCGGCAUCAAUGUCUCAACAACUGGUGACAGAGCAGGCGAAGGUAUGACUGGGGCAUGAGCUGGAAGGGAUGGUGAACUUGCUGUCGGACUAGCAGCAGGUGCCGGAGAAGGGACGACGGGGGUUGGGUUU